Messenger RNA from Rotaria sp. Silwood2, 426 nucleotides. The record is from the annotation of a GenBank genome assembly. NCBI's taxonomy places the organism in Eukaryota, Metazoa, Rotifera, Eurotatoria, Philodinida, Philodinidae.
AUGAAACAACGUUCAUUUAUUCGUCAAUUAAUGGAAGUUAGAACAGAAAUUUUACCUUUAUUUAUGAAACUUAUUUUUGAUAUUAUAUCAACAUGGCAUUCGUACGAUUCGAUAGAUGACCAAUUGAAAACAUUAUGUCAUGUUGACAAUUGUAUUCGAUAUUUAUUUAAUCAAUUACAAAAAAAACAUAAUAGUAUAUUAUUUCAUCGUGCUCUUUGUUGUAUGACAGCAUGUCGUAAUGGAAUUAGUCAAAAUGAAUUAGAAGAUGUUCUUUCACUUGAUAAUGAUGUUCUCAAAAGUGUUUCUCAACAUUAUAUACCACCGGUUCUACGUUUACCUGGUAUUCUAUGGACAAGAAUUCGCAAUGAUCUCGAUGAAUAUAUAACAGAAAAGGAAAUAGAUGAUUCUUCUGUUAUCUAUUGGUAA